AUGCAACGCCGAGUCGCGGACGGCACCGUAUCCAGCGACGUCCUAAUUACCGCUCUACACCUCAAGAACGCAGACCCCGCUCCCCUAGCUACCGCCGACUCCCUUCGUCAACGCAUCUACCGGGGCUGCUACCGCUUCAACGGCCGUCGCUACGCCAAAGAUCUCCCCACCAUGCUCCCCCGAUCAUCCAUUUCCGUAUUCACGCAUGCUGACAUCGCACCGCAGAAUAUCAUGGUGGACGAGGAGGCCCAUGUGUGCGGGAUUUUGGACUGGGAGGGUGCAGGAUGGUAUCCCGAAAUUGGGAAUUUGCGAAUAUAA
This is a messenger RNA of Eremomyces bilateralis CBS 781.70, 318 nucleotides long. RefSeq lists its product as uncharacterized. The transcript has a single exon. Bases 1 to 318 code for a protein of 105 amino acids. NCBI's taxonomy places the organism in Eukaryota, Fungi, Ascomycota, Dothideomycetes, Eremomycetales, Eremomycetaceae. The record is from RefSeq and is a predicted model, not a curated record.